This is a messenger RNA of Alternaria hordeiaustralica, 1491 nucleotides long. RefSeq lists its product as uncharacterized. Bases 1 to 1491 code for a protein of 496 amino acids. The record is from RefSeq and is a predicted model, not a curated record. Lineage: Eukaryota; Fungi; Ascomycota; Dothideomycetes; Pleosporales; Pleosporaceae. The transcript has 2 exons.
AUGUUUCACGGCUGGCACAUGCAGAUCCCGCCUAGUGACAUCUGGACGCGCAACCAGGCCCAGGUACGGGAAGAUCCACCUUUGCGUCGAGGGCGAGCUGACGACAACGAGGCCGAACGCACCCCCGGCGCCGCCUGCAUCCCGCGCCAUGAUCAUCACGUAGGUCCUGGUCUCGAACACCUCUCCACAACCAUCAAUGAGCCCUCGCUACUAGCCGUUCCGUCACCCACCAUGCUCAGCGGACCCCCGAGGGCCAUCCCGCUCGUCUUCGUCUUCCUCGCCGCCGGCCUCGUGUGGUGGUAUCUCCACCAAAUCCCGUCAAUUCCAGCAUGGAACUCCGGGAGCAGCGCUGCCCACGGCUACCGGCCCUCGCUGCGCGGUGACCCACUCGACUUUGGCCUGCCGCUGCGCUUCUCCGAGGCGCAGACGAAGCCGCUGGGCAGCAACUACACGUACAAGAUCAUCGUGCCCAAGACGCAGAAGGAGGACAUUAGCUGGAUGGACAAGGAGAUUCCCGAUGCGCCGCUGGUAGUAUACGAAGUCGACAACCCCAAUGCCGAGCACAAGAUCCCCAAGAACAAAGGUCGCGAGGCCAUGGUACGUAUGGCAUAUCUGUCAUUGAGCCCCCAGCUAACCUCCCAGGUCUACCUCUCGUACAUCAUCGACCACUACGACGACCUCCCCGACACGUCCAUCUUCAUGCACGCCCACCGCCACGCCUGGCACAACAACCAGCUCCUCGGCCUCGACGCCGCGCAGAUGAUCCAGCGCCUCAACCACGAGCGCGUCGCCCGCAUGGGCUACAUGAACGUGCGCUGCCACCACGACCCCGGCUGCCCGGACUGGAUCCACAUGGACCGCCCCGGCGGCGACUUCGACUUCUUCCACAAGCCCGAGGAGAUCUACUGGCGGCGCAACAUCUGGGAGGAGAUCCACCCGGGCGCCCCGAUCCCGCCUUCCAUCUCGGGAAUCUGCUGCGCGCAAUUCGCCGUGUCGCGCCAGCGCAUCCAGGAAGUGCCUAUCGAGCGCUUUAUCCACUACCGCAAGUGGCUGCUUACAACGGGCAUGGACGACCAGUUCUCCGGCCGCAUCUUCGAAUAUAUCUGGCACUACAUCUUCACCGGCCAUGAAGUCCACUGCCCGGCUAUGAACACGUGUUACUGCGACGGCUACGGCAUCUGCUUCGGCGGCCAGAAGAAGUACGACGAGUACUUCAAGAAGCAGGAUGCGCGCAACGAGAAGUUUACCCAGCUGGAUAAGUUCAACAAGCGCGAGGAGGAGGCUAAGAAGGACGGCAAGGACCCCAAUUUCUCCAAGGAAGAGAUUGAGACUAUUAAUAAACUGAGAACGGAGAUUAGUGGUAUGGAUCGCGAGUUGGAUGUGUUGAGAGAGGAUGCGAAGAAGAGGGGGGAUGAUCCUAAGGCGAGGAAGGAGGAGACGGAGAGUUGGGAUUCGUCGCAUAUCUGGGACUAUGCUCCGAAGAACGGUUAG